Messenger RNA from Prunus armeniaca (apricot), 423 nucleotides. NCBI's taxonomy places the organism in Eukaryota, Viridiplantae, Streptophyta, Magnoliopsida, Rosales, Rosaceae. The record is from the annotation of a GenBank genome assembly.
AUGUUUGUAAAUUAUCAUUUGGAAUUAGAUGGGAAGACGAAAGCCGUCACUUCACUCUCGUCGCAGCUCGGCUUGAGGGGUUUUUUCUAUGGAGCAUUGCCUGCUCGCGACGGCCUAUGGGCCUCUGCCGCUGCCACUUCCAAAGACCUAACCGCACCCCUGGCUGUCGAGCAUUGCGUGCAUGAGGCAAGAGGCCUCGAUGUGCUGCCAACAAACAUCUCCCGGUUCCGAAACGGAGGUGAUGACACAACAGCUGAUAUGCUAGACAGCGUGGUCUACCCUGAAGAAAUAACCCACUGUGCUGCUGGAGUGAAGUGGGGGACUUUGAAGCCUCCUUUCAAUGAAGAGGCGAGGAAAGCUGCUGGGUUUGGGCCUCGGUGGUAUGAGCCUCUAGCUGUGAAAUUCCCUAUAAUGGCCAACUGA